UGUAAACAAAAACUACUAUAUAGUAUACAUUUGUACAUUGAAAUUAGGAAAAGUAUUUACUAUAUAUUGAAAUUAAUGUUUAUCUCUGUCAGAAGUCAUUAAUAUUUGUAAAUAAUGAUAAAAUCGCAAGAGUCUCGUGAUUUCGAUCUAGCAAGACAGUUAUAUCAGGAAGAUAAUCAUUUCGGGCUUAGUGAAAAUGCAAUUAUACCAAAACAUAGAGACAAAGAAAAAUACAAGCCGAGAACAUUGAUUGAUCAAACCUUGGAAUUAAUUGAUCCAACACCUAACAUUCAUACACUGUUUGUGCAAUUUAAUGAACGUUUCUUUUGGAACAUUUUACUGCCAGUAGAAAUCAAAUGGAGUAGUAGAAUGACUAGUUGUGCGGGAAUUUGUUCUUUUCAUCCAAGAAAUAGACAAUGUAUAAUUUCACUCAGUGCACCCUUAUUAAAAUUGAGACCAAGAAAAGAUCUUGUGGAGACUCUAUUACACGAAAUGAUUCAUGGUUAUUUGUUUCUUACAAAUAAUAAUCGUGACAGAGAUGGACAUGGGCCAGAAUUUUGUAAGCAUAUGGACAGAAUAAAUAAAGCAGCUGGAACAAAAAUAACUAUAUAUCAUAGCUUUCAUGAUGAAGUUAAACUCUAUAAACAACAUUGGUGGAGAUGCAAUGGUCCUUGCCAAAAAAAGGCUCCAUAUUUUGGAACAGUGCGUAGAGCCAUGAAUCGUGCACCAGGACCAAAUGAUUUUUGGUGGAAGGAACACCAACAAACUUGUAAUGGGCAGUUUAUUAAAAUUAAAGAGCCAGAAAAUUUUAAAGCAAAAGGCUCUAAAAAUAAAGAGAAAGUAAAGCCUGCUGCUAAAAGUAAUGGGUCAACAAACAAUAUGUUUAACUGGCUUACUAAACCAACUUCCACUAUUACUGUAUCACCAUCUCCAUCUACUUCUAAAACUAUCAAACCAAUUGAAAAGUUUUCAAACUCUCAGAAUGGAUUGAAAAAACUUGGAAAUAAUACAAAUAAUGUUCAUGGUUGGGGUACAGGUGGUCCAAAUGGUUCGAAUGGUUCAAAUAGUUCACCAAAGACUACUUCAGUUUCUGGUACACCAACAUUUUCCUGUUCUGGUAUUCUUGGUGGUUUUAAUACAGGAAGAAGUAAUUUGUUGAGCAAGUUUGAUAAUAGUAAUAAACGUCGCAAGUUAAACACGAAUACUGAAGCACCAAAAAAUACAAUAAACACAUUUGUUAAAUCAAAGUCAACAGAUUCAACUAAUAGACAAUCUAAUGGCCAAUUAGUCAAAGAAGUGAAGCUUAUUGAAUGUCCAGUAUGCAGUAAUUUUGUGUCAGAUGGUGAUGUAAAUAAACAUUUAGAUUCUUGUUUAAUGACAACGGGUAAAAAAUCAAUUCACAAUGUUAGCAACACUAAAAAACAGAAGAAUGAGAAAAAUUGUUCAUCUGCACAAAAAAGAAAGAUUGAUGUAGAUACAUUUUCAAAAAAGCAACCGGAGUUGGACAAUUUAAAAGUAUCAAAUUGUCCUGUGUGUAAUAAAAUUUUUAACCUUAAGGAUAUAAAUGAUCAUCUUGAUAACUGCCUUUCACAAAGUGAUACGGAUUGUAAAACUGAAACUAAAAAUGAUAGCAUAAUUUCGUUGAGUAGUUCAUCUAGUGACGAUUUAUCUUUACUUAACGAGGAAUCAAAAGACCUCCAGGGCCAAACUCCUGUUUCAAAAUUUCAAACAAAUAAUACAACUGAAGCGGAUUCACACAAAUGUUUAGUUUGUAAUACGUUUAUUCCCCUCGGAACUUCCUUAAACGAUCACCUAGAAGACUGUAUUGGAAGCGUAUUUAACGAUGAUUCAACUUUGUCAAUAGAUUGUGAUAACAAGGAAGUAUCAGAAACAGCUUUAGAAACAUCAUGUAAUCAGAGUGAUACAUACCCUUGUCCUGUUUGUAUGGAAUUAGUAUUACAAUCUUUCAUGAAUCGACAUUUGGAUGUAUGCCUUAAAAGUACGUGA
Dufourea novaeangliae is the source of this 2007-nucleotide messenger RNA. It is a transcript of the gene mh, whose product is annotated as sprT-like domain-containing protein Spartan. Gene Ontology annotation, biological process: DNA repair. Gene Ontology annotation, cellular component: nucleus. NCBI's taxonomy places the organism in Eukaryota, Metazoa, Arthropoda, Insecta, Hymenoptera, Halictidae. Gene Ontology annotation, molecular function: metalloendopeptidase activity; polyubiquitin modification-dependent protein binding; single-stranded DNA binding. Bases 115 to 2007 code for a protein of 630 amino acids. The transcript is spliced from 5 exons. The record is from RefSeq and is a predicted model, not a curated record.